AUUAACAUCUUUCGCACCAUAAUUUAUUGGCUUUAUACUUUCAGAUUCUUUCAUUCACUUGUUUCUUUGAGCUCUUAAUCAAACAAUGGCUUGGACAUUCAAUUCUAUGCUGAUUGCUGCCGCAUUCUUACUGCUGGCGAUGUUGGCUUCUCAGGCUACGGCCCGGAGCUUGCAUGAAGCCUCAUUGACUGAAAAGCACGAGCAGUGGAUGGUUGAACACGGACGGGUUUACAAGGAUGAGGCAGAGAAGGCAAAGCGAUUCAAGAUUUUCAAGGAAACUGUGGAGUACAUUGAGGCCUUCAACAAGGCUGGGAACAAGUCUUACGUGCUGGGCAUUAACCGAUUUGCUGACCUGACAAACGAAGAGUUCCUAUCAGCCAGCACUGGGUACAACUACAAACCAAGGAAAGACGUAUCUCAAGGAACUUCAUUCAGGUAUGCAGAUGUCAGUGACGCUCCGCCUUCCAUGGACUGGAGACACAAAGGUGCUGUCACUGGAGUCAAGGACCAGGCAGCUUGUGGAUGUUGUUGGGCUUUUUCAACUGUUGCAGCCGUAGAAGGAAUUCAUAAACUCAAAGCCGGUGAGCUAAUCUCGCUGUCUGAGCAACAGCUUGUUGACUGUGAUACUAGUAGUAAUCAUGGCUGCAGCGGAGGUCGCAUGGAUAGUGCAUUUAAUUUCAUUGCUAGCAAUGGCAUCGCCACUGAAUCCGAGUACCCAUAUCAAGGAGCUGAUGGCACUUGCAAUAACGACCAAGGAGCUGUCCAGAUCACAGGUUAUGAAGAUGUCCCUCAGAAUAACGAGGAUGCUCUUCUGCAGGCCGUGUCUAAACAACCCGUAUCAGUUGGCAUUGAAGGCAGCGGCAUGGACUUCAAAAACUAUAAAAGCGGCGUUUUCUCCGGCGAUUGUGGGAAUAACUUGGACCAUGCCGUGACACUAGUUGGAUACGGUACAAGUGAGGAUGGAACCAAGUAUUGGUUGGCUAAGAAUUCCUGGGGAACUAGCUGGGGUGAGGAUGGGUACAUGCGCCUUCAGAGAGACACUGGUGCUCCAGAAGGCCUUUGUGGCAUCGCCAGCCAGGCUUCUUAUCCCACUGCUUAGAAUAGUUUAAAUGUUGAAAUAAUUGCUGGUGCUUCAUUAAUUAGAAAGCAAUUCUGCUUUUUCUAUAUAUCACGGUCUGAUGUUAUAAGCAUGAAACUAGCAUCUUGUGAUGCAGUGCCUUUUAUUACGUAUCUCAUAUAGCCUUUAUCAGCUCAACAUGUAUUGUUUCUUGUUUUUGCCAGAAUAAAUGAUGUUUGGUCUCUUUAGUGAA
Molecule: messenger RNA, 1310 nt
Organism: Coffea eugenioides
Lineage: Eukaryota; Viridiplantae; Streptophyta; Magnoliopsida; Gentianales; Rubiaceae
Product: zingipain-2-like
Exons: 2
Coding region: 86-1099 (337 amino acids)
Cellular component (GO): lysosome
Molecular function (GO): cysteine-type endopeptidase activity
Source: RefSeq, a predicted model, not a curated record